CAGGGUCGAAAGGAAGGAAAAGGAAAAAGAGGAAGAGAUGGAAGACGAGAAGAUUUGUAAAGAAUUCUUUCAAACUGGGCGAUUAAUUUUCAGUAAGCCCGAUGUAUAACUGGCCCCGAAUAGGUAGGGUGUACACAGAUAUAGCCACUCUCGCGAGAUAUUAGACAGGUGAGCGAGUUCCCAAGGGAACAAAGCCCCCAUUACCUCGUCUUACCAUCCCGUCCCGCUUACCUCGACAAACUCUCUACUCCUAAAACAUUCAUAAGACCUACGUAAGUGGUUUUUAAUAAAGGUAUUUAAUCAUAGGUGUCGGAUUACUCGUAAAUCGGCUGGUAGCGUCGUUGGAACCAACGGGGAAUUAAUCGUUAAAUCUAACACAGCUCUUCCCUCUUUGUUAGGGCUGCCCAAGGGACAUACGAAAAAUAAAAUUCGUAUCAUUUUCUUUUCGUCCUCUUCGAACGCGAGUUCUCCCGAUACGGAGAGACGCUCGUAGUAACGACCGUCGUUACGGUCAAAGCAAUUAUUUCUGGUAGAUAAUUAUUCCGUCGGAGAGAGAGAGAGAGAGAGAGAGAGAGAGAGAGAGAGAGAGACCACAUCUACUGUCCAGUUUCUUCGGUGCUUUCCUCGAUCUCAGUCGUUUAAAUAUUUUACUCCUUUCGAAUAAUUUCUUAUAACGAUGUUCCUAUUACUUUAUCUCCUCUUAAUAGUCCAUUACGCGCAAGCGGAGGAAUGUUUCGACGAUGGAAAUGAAUUUUGCAUCGAUCAAGACGACAUAUUAUCGGUCGAUCUAUUGCCGGGAUCCUUUUUGUUUGCCGAUUCAUAUCAGAAUAAAAGUAAUUCGAAACUAGAGAAGGCAACGGUAGACGGCACCUUCGACAAGGCUUUGAACGAAAUGGAUUAUCACAGAAAACGAAUGAACGAGUAUCUUUGUCACGGAUACAUGGCAGAGGAAAUCGUCAAAGAGGUAAGCAUUCCCAGGGUUAAACGGAAACCCAAUUCGGCACCUUCCAAACCCAUUAUGCCGGAUUUCUUGGGCAACGACAACGUGACCAUUCACGAGAAAAUGUUGUGGGACGAGGGUAGCUCCAAGUAUAAAAAUUGGCUACAAAAGACGACUACUUUGGACGACAUAUAUCGUCAUUAUUCGCCGCGCAGAACGUUGAAGAAGAAACAAGGAAUCAAAUACGAUCACGACAUCGAAGAAUUCGACGGCGAGGUCACCGGUUUUGCCAUGCAAGCACCCUUACCUUCCGGAAAAAUUGAAGUUUAUGAGCCUCCAAAUUCAAACGAAGAUCAUAUGCCUGCCGCUUCGGGACACAAUUAUCAUCAUUACGGAUACGGUCACGGUGAACAUUUCGGUCAUCCUGGAGAAUUUUUCCCUGCGAUUCAGGAGGAACAUUAUUAUCACGUCCCGUAUCAUCAGGAACAACAGGAGCACGAGGAGGAACAUCACAAGCCUGUCUAUCAUAGCAAAGGGAAGGGACACGAUCUUUCGUUGAAAGAUUUCUUUGAAAUUGCUCUCACCGCAUUAGCCUUCUUGGCGUUCGGUCUAUUCGUCAUACAGCUAUUGAUGAACGCCACGCAAAAUAUGACGAACGUCACUACCUCUAGUAGCCUGACGGACGCGUCGGAUGGGACGCGUUUCAAGAGACACGUCGGUGGCUUCCCAAUGACUUACGCCACUAAUCAAGAAUUGAAUGAAUUGUCUUAUCGCGUUUUGAGAUCGGUCGAGGCGGCUCUGAUUGCUGAUAUGGAUUCUGCCAAUUGUCUACGGAGAAUUCUCUGCGAGGACAAUCAAUAUUCAAAGAGUACUAACGAUGGUCGUAAAAUUUGGGUACCCGUUUGGAGCUUAGGGAUGAGCUGGAUCACAGGAAGAGUUUCUAAAGCUGCACCUUGGUCGGCAAUGCUGGAAUCUGUUAAGGCAUCGGUUCUUGGCUUGGGCGGAGCUAAUUGCACUUUGCUCUAUCCUAAUUGCGAUCUUCGCAAAGAGAGAAUCAAAAGACGUCGUAGACGUAGAAGAUAAUUCGUUUAAUCCUCGUUAAUAUUUCAUCCGAUAUUUAUUAGUUUUAAUUUAUUUAUUAGUUUUAGUUUUUACUUAAGGCGAUAAAAGAGCAUUGGAUUGGCUGGAUAAAACAAGCUGUUCUCUUGAUAUUGGUAAAAGGGUAGCGUGUAACGAGCCCGAUGGACGAACGUGAAAAAUAUGUCUGUUUUCUCUAUUCUGAAUUGCUCGGCAAUUUCCAAGAAUCGGUUUAGUACUCUCGUCGUAUAAAAUUCGAAAUUCGUCUAUCUGUAAUAAUUCCUUCCCCUUUUAUUAUUUUCCAAGGAAAUACGUCAUAUGUCACACGUGCAUAUUUUGCGUCGAUUAAAUCAACAACAAAGUAUUUACUUUUCAAACAAUUCGUAAGAUUCGUUGCAGUACCUGUUCUUUGGCUAUUCCAACAGGUUCUCUGCACACGAGCCACAUUAUACGGCGUGUCCAUUGUGGCGUUAUCGUCGAACCCCAAUAUACAAAAUAAUCUUCGGUAAAUGGUUUAAAAAUAUUCGUCAGUACGAUCGGUACUAAACGAAUGCUGGAAUUAGCGACUUUAAUGGAAGGCAAAGCGCUUACUAUCUCCUUUAAAAAUAUAUUAGAAAAUGUCUGCAACUGUGUGUAAAAUGUAAUUGAAGUAACGUGAAAAUGGUCUUUCAAUUAUUCAACAUUGAAUUUCAAUAUUACCUUUAAGAAGUAAACUAUUAUUAUAACGCCGUCGACUUGUCGAAGAGCUUGCUCGAAAUUUAAGUAUUGCGUUUUAAAGUGUACUACGUGAAGUUCCAUCGGCGUACUUUAAAGUUAAGAUUAUUUCAAUGAGAUUAGUAAUAAAGAGGGAGAGAGAGAGAGAGAGAGAGAGCUACGAAGAAAAUUCGCACACUUUGCACCAUCGGCGCGAUGCUCACUACCAUACAUUUCCGUUUCGCCCCAAUGAAAAUGCAUUUGUGAAAAAACGUAAUUUCCAUUAAGAGGACCACCAGUGAUAUAUGGCUUUUCCAUUAGCCACUUUGCACCGAGAACAGCUAUGAAAAUUGAGCUUGCGUUGCAUUCGCGUUACUCGGGUCGUUGUUAUUUUUCAUUGCGAACAUAUUAAUUAUUAAUAAUGACUUGAAAUAUGAGGAACUUGUUACCCGUUUGUCCUGUAUUGGUGAUCUUUAAUUUUCGCGGUGCAACGUCAUAAUAAAUCCAUUGCAAUGGCGCCAAAUUAAUCGGUGUCAUUUUACUGAUAUCCAAAUCGAUAGGAGAUGGCAGUUCUCCUUCUAUAAUGCCGAGUCCUUGAAUGAAUUUUGCAUUUUCUACGUUGACAUCGUCGACAUUCUCUAAACACGCAAAUCUAUUAGCUUAAUAAUCAGAAUAUUUAAUCGGAAUUUAUUCAUUAUUAAUUAAAUAAAUUUGUACCUUCCAUUGC
This is a messenger RNA of Vespa velutina, 3437 nucleotides long. RefSeq lists its product as uncharacterized. The record is from RefSeq and is a predicted model, not a curated record. Bases 677 to 2023 code for a protein of 448 amino acids. NCBI's taxonomy places the organism in Eukaryota, Metazoa, Arthropoda, Insecta, Hymenoptera, Vespidae. The transcript is spliced from 6 exons.